AAACAUGAUAUAAAUCAGAAUGCGUCCGACCGUCGUCGAGGUUACAUCGCCGGUGGUGCUUAUACAUUUCUUAUCGUAAUGUUGGAAGGUGUCAAACAUGUUUUAUUAGUGCUUUCUGGUAAAGGUGGUGUUGGGAAAUCAACAGUUAGCACACAAUUGGCCCUUGCACUCAAGGAGUCAGGGUUUCGAGUAGGUUUACUAGAUGUUGAUCUAUGCGGACCCAGCGUACCUUACCUGUUAAACUUGGAGGGCAGAGAUGUUCAUCAGUCUUCUGAUGGAUGGAUCCCAGUGUUUGCAGACAAAGAACAAAAGCUGGCUGUCAUGUCAAUAGGAUUUUUAUUAAAAAAUCAAAAUGAUAGCGUCGUUUGGAGAGGUCCAAAAAAAACUGGAAUGAUUAAACAAUUUUUAAACGAUGUUGUUUGGCAAGAUAUCGAUUAUUUGAUCAUUGACACACCACCAGGAACAUCAGAUGAGCAUAUCACAGUAAUGGAAAACUUGAGAAAUGUUAAAUGUGAUGGUGCACUUAUAGUAACUACCCCGCAAGCAGUUGCAGUAGAUGAUGUCUUGAGGGAAAUAACAUUUUGUAGAAAAACUGGCAUUCACAUAUUUGGUAUAGUCGAAAAUAUGAGUGGUUUUGUCUGUCCAUCUUGUUCGGAAUGUACAAAUAUAUUUUCGGCGGGUGGAGGAAUAGCUCUUUCGAAAAUGGUAAAUGUACCAUUUCUAGCAAAAGUGCCCAUUGAUCCUCAAGUUGGCAAACUAGCAGAAACAGGUCAGAGUGUUCUGGUGACAUUCCCGGAUAGUCAAGUAGCGCAGGUGUUUCGGAAACUAGUCGAAGAACUUACCAAGAGCAAAGAAGCAUAGGAGUGAACGUUUGAAUUAUACAACUCUAGAACUUCUUCUGAAAUACAAUACUUGCUCAUAAUUUUACAGUUCACUUUGGUCCUUUGAGAGCAGUAAUGUAAUGCAUUUUUUUAUUGUGUUAUGGUAGGUGACAUAAAUUAAUUUCGGUAAACACGGAGUUCAUUAUGGAAAAUAUAUAUGUAUUUCAUGACAGUGUAGCAUACACGUAACAUUGUAAAAUAUUUAUAUUUUAUACACAUAAUCUAUGAGAUUGAGAAAAAAAGAUUAAUCUAAUCGCAUUUUAUACAAAAGAGGUACAGUGUACAGGUAUAAAUAUAACGAUUUUUAUAUAAUACCACAUGGACAUAUUAUACUGUAUCAGGGUUAACGGGAACAUGUGAAUAUAUUUUGAAUCUUUUGUACAAAACUGUGAAUAGAUCAAUGUAUCGUUGUAUAAUAUAUAUACAUUGAAAUCUUUGUAAAUUUACGUAUCGUUCUAUUUACAGUCUAAAAAGACUAAUUGUUACCUAAUUAAUUACAGUUUUUAAAUGCUGCGCACAUAUUUUCAAAAAUAAUAAAAAGAAUAUAUAUUUUCCUCAUA
Osmia bicornis bicornis is the source of this 1441-nucleotide messenger RNA. It is a transcript of the gene Nubp2, whose product is annotated as cytosolic Fe-S cluster assembly factor NUBP2 homolog. Gene Ontology annotation, cellular component: cytosol. Bases 79 to 861 code for a protein of 260 amino acids. Gene Ontology annotation, molecular function: ATP binding; 4 iron, 4 sulfur cluster binding; ATP-dependent FeS chaperone activity. The transcript is spliced from 5 exons. Lineage: Eukaryota; Metazoa; Arthropoda; Insecta; Hymenoptera; Megachilidae. Gene Ontology annotation, biological process: iron-sulfur cluster assembly. The record is from RefSeq and is a predicted model, not a curated record.